CGAAAUUGGGUCACUGAAUUUGGUGCCUUAUGGGCCGAAGCUGACUGAUUCGGGCACAGAUAUUGGGUCGGGCCGGAACCAUCGGUUACCCAAGGUGCUCUACAGCUCAACUGCAUGAGUAAUGCUCUUCUUUCUCUCUGCCUCUCUGCUAUUCCUUCUGUCGAUUCCAGAUUGGAGCAUUCAUUGCUUUCAACAAUCAACAUGGAAGUGUUCAAGAGAGCCAUACUACAGCCUGGGCCACCUCAAGCCUUUGCACUACAGACUGUUCAGGAAGUUAUAAAACCUCAGAAACAAACAAAACUAGCCCAAGAUGAGAAUCAAUUAUUAGAAAACAUUCUUCGGACGUUGCUCCAGGAACUAGUGUCAUCUGCAGUACAGUCAGGGGAGCAAAUAAUGCAGUAUGGGCAAUUGAUUGAUGAUGGUGAAACUAGCCAGGGUCAUAUUCCUCGUCUUCUUGACAUUGUGCUAUAUCUUUGUGAGAGAGAACAUGUUGAAGGUGGCAUGAUAUUUCAACUGUUGGAAGACUUGACAGAAAUGUCUACAAUGAGAAACUGCAAGGAUAUUUUUGGUUAUAUAGAGAGUAAACAAGAUAUUUUAGGGAAGCAAGAGCUUUUUGCGCGUGGGAAACUUGUGAUGUUAAGAACAUGCAAUCAACUUCUUCGUCGUCUAUCAAAGGCAAAUGAUGUGGUGUUUUGUGGACGAAUUCUCAUGUUUCUGGCACAUUUUUUUCCUUUGUCUGAACGCUCAGCUGUGAAUAUUAAAGGAGUUUUUAACACAUCAAAUGAAACAAAGUAUGAGAAAGACCCCCCUGAUGGGAUUUCUAUUGAUUUUAACUUUUAUAAGACCUUUUGGAGUUUACAGGAACACUUUUGCAACCCUGCUUCUCUAACUCUUGCUUCUGCUAAGUGGCAGAAAUUUACAUCCAGUUUAAUGAUUGUUUUGAAUACCUUUGAAGCUCAACCAUUAAGUGAUGAAGAGGGGGAUGCUAAUAAUUUGGAGGAAGAGUCAGCAAAUUUCAGCAUAAAAUAUCUUACUAGCAGUAAACUAAUGGGUUUAGAGUUGAAGGAUCCAAGUUUUCGACGCCACGUUCUUGUGCAGUGCCUUAUAUUAUUUGAUUAUUUGAAGGCCCCAGGAAAGAACGAGAAAGAUUUGCCAUCUGAAAGCAUGGAAAAGAAGUUUUAUCGUUUGUGUACAUCAACAUCAUGCUUUUUAUACUAUUCUCCUGUAUAUACUUCAGAAUUGUAUAUCAAGAAAGAAGAAAUAAAAUCAUGUGAGGAGCGUGUGAAAAAAUUGCUUGAAAUGACUCCACCUAAAGGGAAAGAUUUUCUUCGUAAAAUUGAUCAUGUCUUAGAACGUGAGAAAAAUUGGGUGUGGUGGAAACGUGAUGGUUGCCCACCAUUUGAAAAGCAACCAUUGGAGAAGAAAACAGUACAAGAUGGAUCUAAAAAGCGUAGACAAAAGUGGAGACUGGGAAAUAGAGAACUCUCUCAGUUGUGGAAGUGGGCAGAUCAGAAUCCGAAUGCUUUGACUGAUCCUCAACGUGUCCGAACUCCUCACAUCAUGGAAUACUGGAAACCCUUGGCUGAAGAUAUGGAUGCAUCAGCUGGAAUAGAAGCUGAAUAUCACCACAAAAAUAGUCGGGUUUAUUGUUGGAAAGGUCUUCGAUUUUCAGCUCGACAGGACUUGGAUGGAUUUUCUAGAUUCACUGAUCAUGGUAUUGAAGGGGUUGUGCCUCUAGAACUUUUGCCGCCUGAUGUUCGAUCCAAAUACCAAGCAAAACCAAAUGACAAGUCCAAGCGUGCUAAGAAGGAUGAAUCCAAGGGUGCUGCAGCACAAUCUGAGGAAAAUCAGAUUGCUACACCUGCAAGUGAAGUUGAUGGUGAAGGAAUCAGAGCUGAUCUUGAAGCCUCAGCAGCACAAAUGGACGUUGAUGCGACAGCAACUGGCAAUAUAUCCCAAGGUGGCACUCCAACACCAGAUGAACAUCAAAAGCAGAGCUCUGACACUGAUAAUGGUCAAGAGGCGGGUCAGUUAGAAGCUGAUGCUGAGGUUGAGGCAGGAAUGAUAGAUGGAGAGACUGAUGCAGAAGUUGAUUUAGACGCUGUUGGCUGAUAUGCUGGAAGUGUGAUUGCGGUUCUUGGUUGCACAUAAGAGAAUGCUAGUGAAGUGUUAAAUCCUUAAUCUUAACUUGGAAAUCUAGUAAAGGCAUUGAAUUUUUCCUACGCCACAAAAAUGGCUAUUUUACCAAAGCUUGUAACUUUAACAUGUAACCGUUGUAGGGCUUAUUGAGCAAUCGAUGCCUUUCUUAACACUUUUUCUUUAUGGGUUCACUGAAGGCCCAUUAUUUUAUAUUUUAUUUCAAGUUUUUCCAGACUA
Messenger RNA from Quercus lobata, 2376 nucleotides. RefSeq names its product THO complex subunit 1-like. The transcript has 22 exons. The record is from RefSeq and is a predicted model, not a curated record. Lineage: Eukaryota; Viridiplantae; Streptophyta; Magnoliopsida; Fagales; Fagaceae. Gene Ontology annotation, biological process: mRNA export from nucleus. Gene Ontology annotation, cellular component: THO complex part of transcription export complex. Bases 115 to 2112 code for a protein of 665 amino acids.